AUGAGGCUGCUGCAAUUCCCUCUUCUGGCUGCGCAAUGUGUUUCUGGCUUGUAUCGCACACAGUCAUCUUUGUCCCCUGGUCCUUUGAUAAUUCUCCGCGCCCUCGUGCUUGGCAUGCAGCUUUGUGACCUGAUUAUGUAUAGAGACUCCGCCAGGAGCUGCCGUCGGUGGGUAAGCAUUGUAGCUUCGCCUAGCUUCCCAAAGUGGGUAGGUGAAUGA
Colletotrichum tamarilloi is the source of this 219-nucleotide messenger RNA. RefSeq lists its product as uncharacterized. Bases 1 to 219 code for a protein of 72 amino acids. The transcript has a single exon. Lineage: Eukaryota; Fungi; Ascomycota; Sordariomycetes; Glomerellales; Glomerellaceae. The record is from RefSeq and is a predicted model, not a curated record.